Molecule: messenger RNA, 1401 nt
Organism: Alnus glutinosa
Lineage: Eukaryota; Viridiplantae; Streptophyta; Magnoliopsida; Fagales; Betulaceae
Exons: 1
Coding region: 1-1401 (466 amino acids)
Source: RefSeq, a predicted model, not a curated record
AUGAACAAGAGUUGGAUGACAGAGAAUAGAUGGUCGGAAGAGUAUGUUAGAGGGGUUAAUGAGUUUUUGGAGUUCGCAUUUAACAACAGGGCUAUUAAUGGUACGAUUCGUUGCCCAUGUACGAGGUGUGCCAAUGGCACCUCGUGGGUACAGGGUAUGGUAUAUGCACAUUUGAUAAAUUAUGGGAUUUGUCAGGGUUACACUUGUUGGUAUGCUCAUGGGGAACAACUUGGAGCUACUUCUAGUCAGGCUACUAACACCCUUAUUCAUUGGGAGCCACUACAUGACGGUUCUAGCGGGAUGCGUGACAUGUUACAAGAGGUUUUUCCCACUCAUUAUCUCGGACAAGAUCCUGGUUUGAGUCAAUGCCCUAUAUCAGAAAUGGGUGAUGAAACUGAAGGUGUAUACGAAGAUCGACAAGGUGCCAGUGAGGGGACUCAAAAGUUUUAUAAUUUUCUGAAUGAUGCCAACAAGCCAUUAUAUGAAGGGUGCACUGAAUAUACUAAGUUUUCCGCUAUUGUAGACUUGUAUAAUUUAAAAUGUAUGGGUGGAUGGUCUAAUAAGUCUUUUACAUGGUUGCUUGAAAUAUUGAAUAAAAUGCUUCAAUCGGAUUCCUCGUUACCAAAGAAUACAUAUGAGGUUAAAAAGUACAGGAGGGAGUUAGGGCUUGGAUAUGAGAAGAUUCCGGUUUGUGUUAAUGGUUGCAUGUUGUUUUGGAAGGACAACGAGAAUGCGGAAAACUGUAAAGUGUGUGGAAAGUCAAAGUGGAAGCAGAAUAAAGAUGGGGUUGAGUCAUCACAAAAAUUGAAGAGAAAACCAAAGAAGGUAUUGCGGUGGUUUCCUUUGAAAUCAAGAUUGCAAAGGCUAUUCAUGUCAUCGAAAACCGCUUUACAUAUGAAGUGGCAUGCUGAGAAGCGCACGGAUGACGGUAUAUUAUGGCAUCCGGCUAAUGCCUUAGCUUGGAAGGCAUUUGAUUCAAAGUACCCGGAUUUUGCUUCUGACUCGCGCAAUGUUAGGCUUGGGUUAGCGACAGAUGGAUUUAAUCCGUUCAGCAACAUGAGCUCUAGUUACAGUACUUGGCUGGUUAUAUUGGUACCGUACAAUUUUCCUCCUUGGAUGUGCAUGAAACAAUCAUCGUUAAUGUUGUCAUUGCUUAUUCCAGGUCGAAAAUCACCCUCUUUCAAAAUAGAUGUGUACCUAGAGCCUCUAAUAUUAGAGUUGAAGGAAUUAUGGGAUGUUGGAGAACCAACCUAUGAUGUAUCCUCUAAUCAGACAUUUACGAUGCAUGCUGCUUUGAUGUGGACGAUAAAUGAUUUUCCUGCGUAUGGUGAUGUGUCUGGGUGGAGUACAAAAGGACGUUUUGCAUGUCCAUGUUGUAUGGGUAAUACAAAGUCUGAGUGA